CAAGUUAAUUAUCAUCAGUGAACAGUUUGACAUUGUGUGAAUUUGUUCGUAUCUCAAAAUCCUAUUUAUAAUCUGAAAACCAAAUAAAAAUAUGUCUUUUAACAAAGAUCUUAGACAAUUACUAAAACCAUAUUACUGGGUUAACAUUAUACUCAGUAUUUCAUACGUGGUUUCCAAGAGAACUAAUAUAAUAUGUAGUUAUUUAUUUCCCGAUUCGGAUUGUGAAUUAGAUAGCCGAGAAACGGAAAUCCUGUUCUUCUUAAUUAUUGUCGUGAUGUUGAGGACGAGGAAGGCGGGCAGUGUCACUAUGGUGAAUUAUCUUUCAUCAUCCUUUGUCUACACAAAGAUUGCGAAUUUGAUACUUUGGUUAUACGCCGAUGUGAGAUAUGGUCUUCCGUAUGGAGCUAUUCUCAUUUUAGUCUCCCUGCUCCUGCCCGAACCAACUUAUAAGGGGCCUGAGCAUGUCAUCUAUUUCCGGGGACAUCAAGUACUCGAGGAAGAGUUAAAACAUCACAAGAAUACUACGUGGCUGGUCUGUUUGUAUGCCGCGUGGCAUCCCGCGUGUGUCAACUUUGCACCAGUUUUUGCGGAACUGUCGGCUAGUUAUAAUCUUGAUAACUUUAAAUUUGGAAAACUUGAUAUUGGAAGAUAUCCUGAGGCAGCAGCUAAGUACAGAAUACAAGACGGUCCGACAAGCCGCCAGCUACCCACUGUCCUUCUGUUGAGCGAUGGACAGGAGAAAAUGAGAAGACCACAUGCUGACUCAACCGGGAAGUUACAAAAAUUCCUCUUCUCGAAGGACAAUAUGAAAGCAGCCUUCGACCUUGACGGGAUAUACCAGGAGUGCAAAGAGAAACUGGCGAAUUCGAAGUCUGCCAAAAAGACCGAAUAGAUCACGCCAGACCUGACCAUACAAAAGUUAAUUUUUUCUAGUUCCUUGUUAAUUAAACGUGUUACUAAUAUGUCUUCGUAGUUCAUUCCACGAAACAAGCUCCCAAAAGAAAUUAUCAAUGCGCGAGACUUUGUCCUAAUCUUAGGAUUGUCUUACAUGUCGGAUUCGUCUCGCGUUAGUCUUGUGGAAUGGACUAAGUUUAAUAUUUUUUGUUUUCGCACUGAGGUAUAGUGCCUCGUUGUCUCGUAAGGCUAGCUUACAAGUUAACUGACCCAAGUGCUGUACUCAAAGCCUAUAUUUGUCCAAUUAAAAGUUAUUGACUUCUUCAAGAAAAUGGCACAGCCCGAAGGAAGGAAUUGUCCGUACCAGUCUCUUCAGAUUAUGAGAAUUAGCAAAAAAAAGUACAGAGUGCACCUGUGUUUAAUCACUUAAGGACUAUAAUAAAUCCAGCACAGUUGUAAGUCUCUUUGAGCAGUGGAAAAAAACAUUCAGGAUUGUGCAUUGAAAUCAAUAUACCGAAGGUCGUUCAGUAUCAAUAUCAGCUGUGAACACGUUUAGCAUUAAUCCUGCCUUUUGUACAAUAUUAUAUAUAUAAAAUUACUGUUGGUACAUGUUCUUGAGAUCAAAUAUUAAUAAACAUCAACACGGUUUGACCAAAGACAUUGGUUCGGCAUCAGUUGGCACAUAUGUAUUUAUUUAUGGAGAUGAUUGUUAUACCAUCCAUUUUAUCACAGCCAGUAGAUGGCGCUGCAGCGCAUACACAGCCAGUACAAUAUUUAAAUGAAUAUAUAUAUUACAUAGAUGUAUCUAUUGUAUGGUUAUGUAUUUGAUUAGCCAUUCAGAAAUUAACUUUAAGACUCGGUGACUAUUGGCUGACAUGAAUGUUGUAUUUUGUAAGAAAUUAUUUUAGAGCGCACCAACUGUUGUUAUUGUAUUUAUUUUGUGAUCUGUGUCAAUGAAGAAAAUAUUUAUAAAUGGUGGCUAAUAUUGUACUCAAUCGAACACUAUUUGUAUCUCUGUCUGUGUGGAU
Messenger RNA from Vanessa tameamea, 1922 nucleotides. Its product is annotated as thioredoxin-related transmembrane protein 2 homolog. NCBI's taxonomy places the organism in Eukaryota, Metazoa, Arthropoda, Insecta, Lepidoptera, Nymphalidae. The record is from RefSeq and is a predicted model, not a curated record. The transcript has 4 exons. Gene Ontology annotation, molecular function: disulfide oxidoreductase activity. Gene Ontology annotation, cellular component: membrane-bounded organelle. Bases 92 to 892 code for a protein of 266 amino acids.